Molecule: messenger RNA, 3857 nt
Organism: Lasiosphaeria miniovina
Lineage: Eukaryota; Fungi; Ascomycota; Sordariomycetes; Sordariales; Lasiosphaeriaceae
Product: Hsp70 protein-domain-containing protein
Exons: 1
Coding region: 344-3430 (1028 amino acids)
Biological process (GO): endoplasmic reticulum unfolded protein response
Cellular component (GO): endoplasmic reticulum chaperone complex
Molecular function (GO): ATP-dependent protein folding chaperone; ATP binding
Source: RefSeq, a predicted model, not a curated record
AGAGGACAUCCAAUACACUGCGGGGCCAGCACAGCACCAAGCUCACCAGUUGAGGCCAGAUUCGUGCUCUUGCUAGCUGGUCUGUCUCUACCAUAAGAAAGUAAUUACCGUAUUUUUUUUGUUUCCUUCGGGGCGUCCCUUUUGAACUUCCUGCGACGCAUAGCGUUCUUUGCUUGCCUCGUGUUCUUCCAUUGCAGUCCUUCCUAGACUACGGCUAGGCCGUGGCAAGCUUGCAUUCAACGGGGCACCGUCCCUUAACUACACCCACGCUGUCGAUACCCCUCCAUACUAUUCCGUCCUCAACCCUCGAAUCCCGACAGACAACCCACCACACCCGCCGACGAUGGCGCGGCCAACGCUAUCGGCCUUGUCCAUAUUCCUUUCGGCCGUCUUGUUCUCCGCCCAUGUCUUCGCAGUGUCGGCCGUCUUGGGCGUCGACCUCGGGACCGAGUACAUAAAGGCAGCCCUCGUCAAGCCCGGCAUCCCCCUCGAGAUUGUCCUCACCAAGGACUCGCGCCGGAAAGAGAUAUCGGCUGUCACGUUCAAGCCUGCGUCCAAUGGCCCUAGAUCAGGCGCCUACCCCGAGAGGGUCUACGGCUCCGAUGCUAUGGCUCUCGUCGGCCGCUUUCCCGGCGACGUCUACCCGAACCUCAAGACCCUCCUGGGCCUGCCUGCCGACCAUAAAGCCGUGAAGGAGUACGCCGCGCGUCACCCGGCACUGCAAUUGGAAGCUCACAAGUUGCGGAACACGGCCGCCCUCAAGAGCGCCGGCGCAUUCACCCCCGAGGAGGAGGCUUGGCUGGUCGAGGAAUUGCUGGCCAUGGAGCUGCAGAGCAUCCGGAGCAACGCCGAGGCACUAGCCGGUGCCGGAAGCUCGGUCCGCUCUGUCGUCCUGACCGUCCCGCCCUUCUACACGGUCGAAGAGAGGCGGUCGGUGGAGUUGGCGGCCGAGUUGGCAGGGUUCAAGGUCCUGUCGUUGAUCAGCGAUGGGCUGGCCGUCGGCUUGAACUACGCAACGAGCAGGCAAUUCCCCAACAUCAACGAAGGAGGCAAGCCCGAACACCACAUGGUUUUCGACAUGGGUGCUGGCUCGACCAAGGCCACAGUUCUCAAGUUCCAGAGCCGCACGGUCAAGGACAUUGGCAAGUUCAACAAGACGGUGCAGGAGGUUCAGGUUCUCGGCAGCGGCUGGGACCGGUCCCUCGGCGGCGAUGCGCUCAACUACCUGAUUGUGGAUGACAUGGUGGCUAAGUUUGUCGAGUCCCCCAAGGCGAAGAAGGCGGCUGUGGCCGCCGAGAGCGUCAAGGCCCAUGGCCGUGCCAUCGCCAAGCUGACCAAGGAGGCGGAGCGGUUGCGUCAUGUUCUCAGCGCCAACCAGGCAACGCAGACAAGCUUCGAGGGUCUCUACGACGAUGUGGAUUUCAAGUACAAGAUCACCCGCGGCGAAUUUGAGGACAUGGUGGCGGCGGCGUACGUUUCUAGGGUUGGCGCGGUCGCUCAGAAUGCGCUUGACGCAGCUAGCCUCCAGAUUAAGGAUCUCGACUCUGUGAUCCUGCACGGCGGGGCCUCACGCACUCCGUUCGUCCAGAGGGAGCUCGAGAACAUCCUCGGCGGCGGUGAAAAGAUACGCACCAAUGUCAACUCAGACGAGGCUGCUGUUUUCGGCGCAGGCUUCAGGGCGGCAGAGAUCAGCCCCAGUUUUCGUGUCAAGGAGAUCCGGGUUUCUGAAGCCGCCGUGUAUCCCGCCGGCAUGAAGUGGAAGAAUGACGAGGGAAAGCCCAAGCACCAGCGUCUCUGGACUGCUGCGUCGCAUCUCGGCGCCCCUGCCAAGGAGCUGACCUUCUCUAACCACGAGGAUUUGUCUGUCAACUUCUACCAGCUCACUUCCGAGUCCGUGGAGGCGGAUACCAAAGUCCUGACCACCACGAACCUGACUGCCACUGUGGCUGAGCUCGUUGAGAAGUUCAAGUGCGAAAAGUCGGAUAUCCGCCUCAAGGUCAGCGUUCGCCUUGCCACUGAAAACGGUGAGGUGGAUGUGACCAAGGCUGCUGUGGAAUGCGAGGCCGACGAGCCAGAAAAGGAAGGUUUUGUUGACGGGGUCAAGAACCUGUUCGGCUUCGGCAAGAAAGAGCAGCAACCUCUCAAGGACGACGGGGCCGAGGCUCCAGAAGCAGGCGCUUCAACUUCGUCUUCGUCUUCGUCUCCGUCUCCAUCUUCGUCUUCCACAUCCGAGACAACCUCGACCUCGACCUCAACCUCGACAACAUCAUCAUCCUCGGGAUCUGCAUCCGAAUCGGCAGAUGCCAAGUCGGCCAGCAAGAAGAAGCAGCUCAUCGUCAUCCCAGUCAAGUUCACAGUUGAGAAGUCUGGCAUUCCUCAACUGCCUAAGGCCGAUUUACUCUCUAUCAAGGACCGCCUCAAGUCGUUUGAAGCGUCAGACCGGUCCCGGAGGCAGCGGGAGGAUGCGCUGAAUCAGCUGGAAGCAUAUACCUACAAGAUCAGAGACGUGGUUGAGAACGAAGACUUCAUCGCUGCCUCCACAGCCGCCGAGAGAGAAAAGCUGGAGAAGAAGACCAGCGAGACCAGCGAUUGGCUUUACGGCGAGGGGGCAGACGCCACACGAGAUCAGCUCAAGAAACGCCUAAAGGACCUCCAGGACAUCGUAAACCCGGUGCAAAAGAGAAUUGAGGAAGCGUCCAAGAGGCCCGAGCUUGUCAAGGAUCUCAAGGACGCGCUAGUCAAGACCAAGGAAUUCGUGGAUGACAUCAAGAAAAAGAUUGCCGACCAUGAAGAAUUUGUGUCAUCUCAGGCUGCGUCGUCGAGCUCAGCUACUUCCACCAGCAGCGAAUCCGCGACGACUGCAGCUCCCUCUGGAGACUUUGACGGACUCGAGGAUGAGGAAGCGGCUGCCUCGACAACUAAGACUUUGGAGAUGGAGGACCUAGAGAAAGAGCGGGGACCAGUCCCGCCUCUGUACACUCUGGACGAUCUAAAGGAGAGCGAGGACCUGUACGUCUCCAUCUCUACCUGGCUGGAAGAGAAGGUGGUUGCGCAAGACAAGCUCGGAGUCACCCAAGACCCGGUCCUGCUUAUAAAGGACCUCACAGACAAGCGAGAGAAGCUGGACAAGGCCGGAAUCGACCUUGCGAUGAAGGGGGUGCGCAACUUUGAGAAGAACAAGCCAAAGGGCGCUGGCGGCAAGAAGCCCAAGCUGAGCAAGGAGAAGACAAAGCCAGCCAAGCCGGCGCAGACAAUCAAGCUCUCGCCGGGCGAAGACGGCAAGAUGCCCACGCAGGAAGAGAUUGAUGAGAUGCUCAAGAAGUUCAUGAAGGAGCAUCCGGAGGCGGCAGAACAGGCGUCCAAGGCUCAGAGUGCGGACAAGGAAAAGGAUACCGGAGAGGAGACCCCGCGCAAGCAUGAGGAGCUAUAGAGAUGACGGAUGCAUUUCGGCUGCUUUGGUUAUGGAGUUUUGGGUGAAAAUGUAGAUCCAUACAAUACAAAUGGAACGAGGACAUGGUAUGUAAUACGUAUAUAUAUACAUGUAUAUUCUUGUCUCGUAUGUGGGCGGUGGUUAAGUUGCUGUGUUGGCCCGAUUCCAGAUGGCACCGAGCAAGCUUGGAACAGGUAAGAAUGGUUGUCAGAACUUAUAUAAUACUGCUCUCGUUUGCGAAUGGCUAUCUACUGGCACGGAAGGGACGUUGAGAUCCGCGAUGCACUGUUCCCCGGCCGGUGGUAUCACGCACAGGUGUCACGGCAGCUUGCAUACAGAUACGUACAGAGAGGACAGCAGCGUGGCCCAAAUAGACGGCCCCGUCGUGCCAACAAAGGAGGCGCCAGAUUCGCGCUGCAAGGUGCCA